UAGACUUUGAUUGUCAUCACGUGACAUCCUGACAACAAAAUCGUAGUAUGGCACUGGUUUGGUUGCAGCAAACUUGGAAUGCCAACCGUGUGGUUAUUACGGUAGCUACCAGUGCAGCCACAGCAGCCAUCGCUUACAGCAUAUACAGACUUCUCUUCAUCGAAAAAGAGGAAGAAGCGGAUGAGUACUUUGAAUCUAUAGUCCUUUCAAAGGAUCCUCCCAGUAAAAAGAUUCUAGUGAUUGGAUUAGAUGGUGCUGGUAAGACAAGCUUUGUGAGGUGUUUUGGUAAAGGCAACAAAGAUGGGAAAGCAUAUGAUGAGCCUCGGCCAACUGUAGGAUUUAACGUUAAAAGUGUCAACAUGGGAUCAGUUCUGUUAGAUUUCUGGGACGUUGGAGGGUCAGUGGUAUGCCGUGAAUACUGGAAACAGUUUUUACAAAGUAUACACAACAUUGUUUGGGUAGUAGAUGCUUCAAAUCGUGAGAGAAUUCAGGAAUCCAGAGAUGCCCUCAUUAAGUUUCUACAAAAUGAUCAAGAGAUACGUCCGCUUCUCAUAGUGGCAAAUAAACAGGACUGCAAAGGUGCUAUGAAGUUAUCAGAAAUUAAACAGCAUCUUCAGGUGGAUUCAUCUGCUGUGAUUGACAAGUUUACUAGAGACAUUAAAAUUGUCGGAACACAAACACCACAAGGUGGGACAAGGAAAGGAAUAUGGGCUGCAUACAAGAAACUUCUGGAAAUGCCUUGAAUAAGCAAUAGUUAUAGUUUUCUAAUAUAAGUAUAUAUAUCAAAUGGAUGUUAAGAUAAAAUCCAUCUACAGGUUUAUGAUCCAGGUUAAAAUAAAAGGAUUCAGAGAAACUGAGAAUUUUUUUUUUAAUAUUCAUAAACAUGAAAAAAAUUCAUCAAAAAAAUAUAAAAAUGUAUUGUAUAUGUACAUUGUAUUUAAGUUUAGAUUAUGGAGAGCAUAAUAUAUGAAGUUUAAGAAUAUCGAUGAAAUGAAAAUAAACUAAAUAAAAAUGAUAAAAAAUUGUCAGUAACUCAGUGAAUGUAGAAUCUAUGAUUAUAUUUUAUGUAAUAAAUUAUUCUGUAGUAUACAAAUAGAAAUCAUGAAACAAUUAAAUGGUUACAGAGAAUUUUAUACUAAAUUUACUUGUAAUCUAUGAAUGUUUUUUUUUUUGAAUGAAAUUUGUUGAAUUGAAAUGGAAGUAGUUGAAAACUGGUUAAUUGCAAUAUAAAUUCAAAUAUAAGCAGGAACUUAUUUUCCUGUUUUUGUUGUUGUUUUUAGCUAUUUUAUGCAUUUAUCUGUAUGCUGAAUUGCUCAAUGCUGAAAUAAUGUGCAUGGAAAUGUAUACAAUUAUGGAAAUUAAGAUGAAUUCCUAAAUGUGACUGCUUACUUUUGGGAAGUCAGUGUUUCAAUUGCCUUUAUCAAAGUUUUAACACAUUAAAAAUCUGAUUUUUCUAAUGUCUUCCUCAGCAGAGAAAAUCAUAUCUACUUAGAACAUUCAGUAUAUAAGUUCAUAUUGGCCAAAUGUCAAAUCUCUGUUUUUUACAUUCGAAAUAUGCUUACGGAAAUGUAUUUUCUAGUGACUUUAUUUAAGUGUGUGAAGAAAUUUGAAUCUCGUGUCAAUUUGAAAUUAUCAUAAAAUCAGUGUUUUGAUGGCAUGCACAUUUUUUUUAUAAAAAAACUUUACACUUUAAAUCAAUUAAAUGAUGCUAUGCCUGCCAAUUCUCAUCCUAUUCCUCAUCCAUUUGUCAGUCCAUCAACAUUUUGGCUUGUAGUACUCUCAGUACUCCAACUAGAUAAUUUAGCUAUAUUUAUGAAAAUAUAUACAAGUGUACAUUUAUUUCCUACUGCAGACCAUUAAACGUGAGCCUUGUUCCAUUAAAGUGUCAUUAUAUAAUUUGUACAGCAUAUCAUUAUUGCAGUACAUUUUCUCAUCUAUGUACACCCAACAGUCGUAAUCUUUGUCCAGACAUUUGAGAAAUUCUAACAUUUGCUGGACCAUUUUGGACUACAGAGGUUUCAUUUUCAUCCCUUUGAAGUGUUGACAAACAUAUUUGAUAUUGUAAAUUAAAAAUAAUGCAGUUAUUAUCAAUACAACUUCUACAAAUUGGUAGAACCGGAACAGCUGCGGAAUACAACUUCCGUAUUCAAGGAAACUUUUUAUAUUUCUGUUUAAAUUGUCCUUUGUAAGAGGCCCUUAUUUUUUAGGCCCUUAUUUUCCCCUCUUUGUUAUAAUUUAUAAUUUAAGGCCUGUAAGUGCCAUUCAUCGGGCUGGUUUUUCCCGUAACACAUGAUGUUGUGAUUUUAAUGUAGAAAUGUAUGCUAGUUGUUCUGUUGAAAUUUUUAAUAAUGUAUCAGUAUAUUUACAUAGUCUAAACAACAAAGACUGUCGUUUUAUCAUGUAUAAAUUAACAAGCAAAUUGAGAAACUGUUGUUUUACUGUAAAUUGUAGUAAAUAAACUUGCCAAUUUAUUUGAAGACUGGAAUCGCACAAUCACUUGCACAAUGUGAUAAGUUAUGAGGUAUUUAUAUAUGGUUUGGUGAGCUUUGAUAGCCAAAGGUGAAAUUGUUGAUAUUAGUAUUUAUACCUUGUUAUUAAGUAACUAAUGCACAAAUGUUAACUUUAUCAAAUAAUAAUUUAAUAUUUUUUUUUUCAUUACUCUUGCAAGAUUUUUGUUCCUCUUGUAAAGGAAAUGUAGUUCAAUGUAUGAUAAACGAGAAAAUUAUUUCAAAUCACUAUCUAGUAAGUAUUGUUAUCAUAUCUGAGUAUAUAAAAAAAAAAAAAUUGGUAAGAGAGAUUAUAAGAAGAGAAAUAUUGCAAACAAGAAGUGCAGGACAUUUUCCGUAUCAGUACAUACUGAGAAGAUGCCCUUAGAAUUCUUCAAAUCUGAAGAACAAAUUAAAUAUCAGAGGCAUGGAGCUCCAAACAUAUUAUGAUCUAUACAUAUGCUUUGUAUACAGAUUCUAAAGUAUACACAGACGUAAUCUGUACUGUUAGAAUUUAUUUUAUAAUAUUUCCUUAGCAAUAAUUCAUUUACAAAUAUUUGAAUGCUGAAUCUGGUAAUCCCAGGCUUUCUUAAAAAAAAGGUUAUUUCUUAUUAUCAGGGAGCAUAUCAGCAAAGUACUUUUGUCUAAAAAGGUCAAAUAUACUGCUGCCUAAAUUCUUAUUAGAAUGCCCCAUAGAUAUUGUUUGAAGCUGAAAUAUCACUUCACAAGAUUAUGUAUGCAUACAAUUGUUGUUUUCUUCUUUGUUGUUUUUAUACCCCCCCCCCCCCCCCCCCCCCCCCCCCGUUAGGUAAAAGAGGGUAUCAAUUUGUGUGUCCUCUUGUGCAUCUGUGCCUCUGUCUGUGAUGACCUUGUGUACAUGAUGUCUCAUGAACACAUUUAGUUAACAAUGUCUACACCUGAUUAUAUUUUGCUAGUCAUCGGUCAAGGUCAAAGGUCACGCUUGACCACUAUUAAAAUAAAAAGCUUGUGUACACAGUAUCACAUGAACCACUGAACAAAUUUAGCUCAUAUUCACAUCAUAACAUCACAGCAUCAAAUUCCGAACCUGAUUGGAUUUUGGUGGUCAUCGGUCAAGAUUAACGGUCGCGAAGAUUACACUUGACCACUUCUGAAAUUAAAGAGGAUGUGAAACUGAAGGUUUCUCUGGACAGAUUAUUUUGUUCAUGAGGGCGGUGGGAUACUCUAUGAGGCCCUGCUCACUUUCCUUUUAUAACCACCCCUGGACAGAUUAUUUUGUUCAUGAGGGUGGUGGGAAACUAUAUGAGUAUAUAUAGGCCCUGCUCACUUUCCUUUUAUUACCAGUCAUUACAGAGUAUGUUUAUUUUAGAUCAGCGGAUCCUAAGUGAUUUCCUAAUCCAUCCCUCUGUCUGUAGGAAUUCCUGCAUUUAUUAAAGAUCUCUAGGACAUUCCUCAUAUAGUGACUGUGUGUUAUAUAAAAUUAUGUAGUACAUUGAGCAAAUUAGAAGAAGUUUCACUUUCAUUUUGAUUAAGAAUUAAUUAUAUAGAGUACAUGUACUUGGAUUCAAAAGCAACAUUACUCAAUAGCCUUAGUUUUUUUCUGGCACCAACACCAGAUAUUGGACAUUAUAAGUAAAAUGUAUAUGGACUUCCACCAGACAUUCGAUAUUAUAAAUGUACCCCAACUGGACAUCUGUCCAUCCUUAUCUCCACCAACUGGGAAUAGAAAUCUGUGUGUCAAAAUGUCUGGCCUGUUGUGUUGGGGCCAGUAGAAACUUAAUUAGCUACAUUACUCAUAUCAAUGUAUUUACUGUGUUGUUGUUUAUUUUCAUAUAAUGUUGUUAAAUUGUACAUUCUGGCCUGCUGAGACAUAUAUUUAUAUAUAGCGAACAGUCCCAGUAAAAUCAAUAUUUAGUACACAGCAUCAUGGACCUUCAAUCUUGUUAAAUCUCUUGGUGAAAUUAACAUAGGAUUAUCUCCCUUUACAUACUUCAUUCAUUAACUGUGACAUUUUUAACUUAAGAUUUUGUGUCUUAAAAUAUAAUUAUUUCUCUGUAUUUUUUUUUUUUUUUGAAUCUUAGAAGCCUAUAUACAUAGUUAUUGUACAUGUGGACCCUGUGAUACUGAUUUAUACAUUUGUACAUGUUAUCGCAUGAAAUAAACUUGUUAAAAAACAG
Pecten maximus is the source of this 4642-nucleotide messenger RNA. RefSeq names its product ADP-ribosylation factor-like protein 2. Bases 48 to 743 code for a protein of 231 amino acids. Gene Ontology annotation, molecular function: GTP binding; GTPase activity. Lineage: Eukaryota; Metazoa; Mollusca; Bivalvia; Pectinida; Pectinidae. The record is from RefSeq and is a predicted model, not a curated record. The transcript has 4 exons.